This is a messenger RNA of Linum tenue, 1560 nucleotides long. NCBI's taxonomy places the organism in Eukaryota, Viridiplantae, Streptophyta, Magnoliopsida, Malpighiales, Linaceae. The record is from the annotation of a GenBank genome assembly.
AUGCUAUCUUCUGGGUACGAAGGGUUUCCUGGGUUCGAGCUAUCUUGCAGUACUGAAACUAACCAGACGCUGCUCCAUUUCACCCUUUCCAUCAACUUCACCGUUCAGAGAAUCGAUUACAAUUCUCAGCUGAUUUAUUUGGGAAGCCCAGAUGGGUGCCUCCCAAGACAACUCCGACACCUGGAUCUCUCUACAACUCCGUUCAAAAUAGCGAGCUCGAGCUAUACUAGUUUCAGCUUUCUCAACUGUUCCAAGGUCAUCAUAGGUUCUCCACCGAUAUCUUGCCUAGGCCCAACAGUCUAUGCCUACAGUUCGGGAGCCUCCUUGUAUGAUGUUGAUUUGGUGUCUUGUAAGAAGAUGUAUGCACUUCCGUGGUCAAACAAUGAUGAGUACGGUAAUAUCUUUUUGUUGAGCUGGUCUAAUCCAAGAUGCAGCAGAUGUUACAAGGCUAAUGGGGAAUGUUGCUUGCUGAAGAAGCAGGCCAGCCACAAACCUGAAGUUGAGUGUUCAGGAGAUGCCCAUCGCAUUUUGUCUUUGAAGAAGGUACUCAUUCCUGGAGUGACUCUGGGUGCAAUCUCCAUUGUGGCAUUGCUCAUUGCGCUCUACCAUGCUUACAGGUUUGAUCGUCAAGAGAAGGAGUAUAGGUUAAAGAUGGAGGAGUUUUUGGAUGAUUACAAGGCUCUCAAGCCUACGCGAUUCUCUUAUGCUGACAUCAAAAGAAUAACCAACCAGUUCAAUGACGAAUUGGGUCGAGGAGCUCAUGGGACAGUAUUCAAAGGCAAACUGUCUAGUGAAAUCCAAGUAGCUGUCAAGGUCCUGGACAACAACGUCAUCACCACCAAAGGAAAUGAACAGGACUUUGUGAAUGAAGUGGGAGCAAUGGGAAACGAACAACAUUCCAGCCUUGGGUGGAAGAAACUCCAAGAGAUCGCCAUUGGAAUAGCCAAAGGGAUAGAGUAUCUUCACCAAGGAUGUCACCAGAGAAUCCUGCAUUUCGACAUCAAGCCUCACAACAUUCUCCUCGACCAAGACUUCAACCCAAAGAUCUCUGAUUUCGGUCUAGCCAAGCUGUGUGCAAAGGACCAAAGUGCCAUAUCCAUGACGGCAGCCAGAGGGACCAUUGGCUACAUUGCUCCAGAAGUGUUCUCAAGGAAUUUUGGGAGUGUAUCAUACAAGGCUGAUGUGUACAGCUUCGGGAUGUUGCUGUUGGAAAUUGUCGGAGGAAGGAAAAAUGUCGAUGUCACUUCAGCAGAUGGUGUCAAUCAGAUAUACUUCCCGGAGUGGAUAUAUAGCCUUUUCAGCGAAUCCGGGGAAGAUGUGGAGGAGGAGGAAAAAGAAUACGGCAAGAUUAGGAAGAAGUUGGCUAUAGUGGGUCUCUGGUGCAUUCAGUGGAACCCAGUAGAUCGACCUCCAAUGAAGCUUGUGGUGCAAAUGCUGGAAGGGGAAGGUGACAAUUUAACACCACCUCCUAAUCCUGUUAGCUCCAAUAUUGGUGGUGUGGCAAGAAUGGGAAAGCCGCGACCACUCCAAGAGUUAGAGAUCAUACCAGAAACGGAAUAA